Messenger RNA from Caenorhabditis angaria, 694 nucleotides. The record is from the annotation of a GenBank genome assembly. Lineage: Eukaryota; Metazoa; Nematoda; Chromadorea; Rhabditida; Rhabditidae.
AUGGCAGAUAAUUUUCUUGAUAGUAAUUCUGAAGAUUUGGUCCAGGUAUGUUUUAAAUGAAAUUAGAGUCUUCAAGCCGAAAAAAAUGUGUUUUUUAGAAGUUAGAUGAAGCUUCAUUUCUGAUCAAAAGUGAAUGUUUGAUAAUUGAACAAUUGGCAAAGAAAUUGGAAACAAAAUAUGAUCGGUAAGAAUUGGAAAAUGAGAAAAAUUGUGGUUUCAAAAGAAAAUAUGUUUUCAGAAACACACAAGUUUUGCAAUAUGGGAAUACUGUUCUGGAUUCGUGUCGAGAUAAUAAAGAUGGUUUUGUGAAGGAGGUUAGUUAAAAAACUGGUUGGAAUUAGAACCUUCUCGGAAUUAUUACUUGAAUUGAUGGUUUCAUUUUUUUCAGUUUGAUAAAUUCAAUGAGGCUGUCGAAAAAGAAAUACGAAGCAAUCAGAAAAUAUUAGACAGAAAAACAAAGAAACUUCAAAAAGAAUAUGAAAAUAUUCAUAACUCCUAUAAAGAUGUUAGCAGAAAAAUGGAGAAUAGUUCGGAAGUCGCAGCAUGUUUGGAUUAUACUUUGGAACAAGUUCAAAGAAAUGAACAUAUUCUUGAGAAACUUAAAGAUAAUGUGAGUUAAUUUAUUUAUAUCUUACUCUAUUUUAAUCAGAAACAUUUAUUUUAGAUCGAAUCAGUCUGGAAACUCGUUGAAUAA